AAUAUUACUUUAUAUAUAAGGGAGUGGUUUCAUGGCACUCAUCAUUCAGUGUUCAACUUGUUCUACAGUGAAGACGCAAUCUUGUACUGCGUGCUGUUUAUAUAUUUUUAUUUCCUCGUUAGUUACUUAUUAUAAAGAUUGUGAAAAUGUUUUACCAGUUGAGUGUUUUACUUCUGGUCGGCACCUAUUCGUCCGUGACAUCUGCGCUGCCGCCAUGCGUAUGCACGAGGGAGCUGAAGCCGGUUUGCGGUUCCGACGGAAACACAUACAGCAACGAAUGUUUGCUAAACUGCAAGCGCCUCGAAGACGAAGACCUCAAGGUCGAGAGGCGCGGACAAUGCGAGACCGAGCCCGCUUGUUUCUGCACAUACGAAUACAAACCGAUUUGCGGGACGAAUGGUGUCACCUACCCCAACAAGUGUUCCCUGGAUUGCGAGAGGACCGACGUCGAAAUCGCUUACACAGGCGAAUGUAAGCGCGAAGAGGUCGCCCAACCGUUGCCAUGUACGUGUACAAGGGAGAGAAAGCCUGUUUGCGGAACAGACGGAAACACGUACAGCAACCCGUGCAUGUUAAACUGCGCCCGGGAGCUGAGCGAGGACUUGCACAUCGACCACGUCGGCCGCUGCUCCGACGAGAUUAAAAUCGUCGAACACGCGGAGAAUGUAUCGUGCGCGUGCACGAGGAACUUGACCCCGGUUUGCGCGUCCAACGGCGUCACGUUCAACAACGUGUGCCUCAUGCAGUGCGCAGGAACACACUUGACUGUGGUCAAGGAUGGACCCUGUGAGUCUGCGUAGAUAUUCAACCUUUACACUUUCUAGAUUAAGACCUCGGUAUGCGCCUAACAAAUGUGCAAAAAGCGCUUUAUUG
Messenger RNA from Nymphalis io (European peacock), 873 nucleotides. RefSeq names its product serine protease inhibitor dipetalogastin-like. The coding region runs from base 147 to 800 and encodes 217 amino acids. The transcript is spliced from 2 exons. Gene Ontology annotation, molecular function: protein binding. The record is from RefSeq and is a predicted model, not a curated record. Lineage: Eukaryota; Metazoa; Arthropoda; Insecta; Lepidoptera; Nymphalidae.